Molecule: messenger RNA, 970 nt
Organism: Trematomus bernacchii (emerald rockcod)
Lineage: Eukaryota; Metazoa; Chordata; Actinopteri; Perciformes; Nototheniidae
Product: mucin-1-like
Exons: 6
Coding region: 203-970 (255 amino acids)
Source: RefSeq, a predicted model, not a curated record
UUAAGCGUUUACAAAGAAGAAUGUCUGGUCUCUCUCAGAAUGCCCUCACUCACUGACAAGUGUUCACUUCCAUCUUCACAUCUUCAAGGUGUGUUGUGUCUUCUUUGUGUCAGUUUCUACCAUUGAUUGAACUGCUGCAAAUUUAACAAUAUUGCUGCACAAUUGGACUUGGAACUCCAACGAGGAACGGGAAAAAGAGAAGAUGAUUCUUCUUAUAUUCCUUCUCUUAUGUGCAGGAGAGGUGAGAACAACAUCGGCCUCAACCGCUAGUGCAACAACAGUUGACUCAACCACAUUACUGGUCAACCUAACAUCCACACCAGGCAAUGGAACCUCAAAUCCACCAAUCACCACAAUGUCUCCAGUGAAUGCCACUUCGCCAAUCAACAUGACUUCACCACCAAUCAAUGUGACGUCACUAACAGUCAACAUGACUUCCCCAACAGUCAAUCCAACCUCUCCAACUGUCAACAUGACGUCACCACCACUGAAUAUGACUUCCCCACACUUCAACAUGACCUCAACAGUCAACCCAACCUCAAAACCAGUCAACAUGACUUCAUCAACACCAGUCAACAUUACUUCAACACCAGGUAAUAUGACCUCACCAGUAAACCCCACCUCAUCACAAGUGAAUAUUACUUCAACACCAGUAAACAUGACAUCAACAUCAGUCAUCAUGACUUCACCACAAAUCAAUCCCAACUCAUCACCAGUCAACAUGACAUCAUCACCUCUCAACAUAACUUCUACACCAGUCAACUUUACUUCACCACCAGUCAACAUGACAUCACCAGUCAACCCCACCUCAUCACCAGUCAACAUGACGUCACCACCACUCAACAUCACCUCACUUCCAGUAAACUUCACCUCAUCACCAGUCAACAUGACAUCACCACUUUCCAACAUUACUUCACCACCAGUCAACAUGACAUCACCAGUCAACCCCACCUCAUUACCUUCAACAUGA